AUCAUAUAUACCAAAUAGAAUUUUAGUGCAACAUUCCACCCAUUCUGCACGGACGAAACAUUUGGUCCACUAUUAUUACGUUGACGUAUUCCUAAUCUAAACUAUGGCCAAAUUUCUGUAUCUUUCGUCGAGACGACCCUCUCAAUCAUCGAGUCAGUCACAGCAAUAACUUAUACUUUCGGAACCCCUUUUUGUUUUUCAGCUACUCUAUGACGGUGUACGGAAUUCCGAAAAAUAAUUUCACGUGAAAAUACACGAUUUUUACUGAUCACGUGGUUGCUAUCCGUCUCUACCUUAAACACUCUGUGAACUGCAGUCGUGUGAAGAGUGGCGUCAUAAUGAAGAGCGUGCACGUGUUUCCACCAAUCUUUGGAGAAUAUGGUUUCAGCACAAUUUGUUAAUAGGAAAACUAUAGGGAUUCUUCUCCUGAUAGUAAUUGGAAUUUAUGGAAUGCAAUACACGUACAAAAAGUUGUACUUCAAUGAUCAACAUCAUAAAAUUAUCCGUAUGGCAAACGUGUCUUCAGCAUCAAUGCCUUCGUGUGGAAUCCAGGGAAUUUUCACAGAAGAACGGAAGAUAAUAACACCAAAUCUAACGCAAGUCAGGUCUAUAUUCCCCGAUAUUAGAACUGAUAAAUGCAUAGAAUCAGUGAAGUGGAAACCUAUACAACCUUUUUCAGAACUUGAAUUGAUCAAGUAUAACGAGUGCAUAAAAAGUAAUGCCGAUCCUAAAGACGUAAGCACUAACAGCAUGCGUCGUUUGGAUAGGACUGUCAUCUAUUCACAUUUUACUUUUCUGAAGAGGAAAUCUGAUGUUGCUAUCGUUGAAGUCGGGGGAUAUACCGGGAAUCUUUUAAGGAAUCUCAUACCAACCACUGGAGCCAAAUACUAUGUGGUUAUAGAACCAGUUCCGAGUUUCUACAGUAUGCUUUCCAAAAGUAUUUCAAUGCUUCGUUUAAAUUCUUCAGUCACAACGUACAAUUUCGGUCUCGGUAAGCGAUAUAUGGAUUCAGCUGUCGGUGUUCAAGGAGAUGCAACUGCAAUCACGAAGAAUAGCGUUGGAAAACGGACGGAGGUUAUCCACGUCGUGAGCAUCGUGGACUUCUUCAUUCAGUUAGGCCUCGGUUGUCGUUCAUUAGACCUCCUGACGAUUAACUGCGAAGGUUGCGAAUUUGUUGUUUUGGAGACAUUAAUUUCUACUAAUCUGAUAGAUAAAUUUGAGUACAUUCAAUUCCAGCCACAUCAUGCUGUUCCCAAUCUUGGAAAUUACCCUUGUCGCUACUGUAGACUACGUCAACUUUUGGCAAGAACACACGUAGUAGCUUACGAUUAUCCCCAAGUGUGGGAAGCUUGGAAGAAUAAAAAACUAAUAAACUAAGUAGAAGUAGA
Molecule: messenger RNA, 1388 nt
Organism: Ostrea edulis (European flat oyster)
Lineage: Eukaryota; Metazoa; Mollusca; Bivalvia; Ostreida; Ostreidae
Exons: 3
Coding region: 379-1377 (332 amino acids)
Source: RefSeq, a predicted model, not a curated record